AUGUAUGAACAUCAAGUUAGGCCAGAUUUUAGCCUAUUACAUGAGAUUCGUUAUACACAAGCAUUUUUGAAAACUGUUAAGCAAAAUUUAUCUCAUCAAGCCAAAUAUAAUCAAGGUUUUGGCUAUACAAAGAAAGCAAUUAGACUAGCUCUUAAAAUAGGUUGUGAAGACGAAUUAAAUAACAUGUGUAAAGGUGCUCUAAGAAAACGUAUAAAGAGUGUAUUAGAAGGAAAUCAAAAGCAAAAGUCAAGUAGAACUGCUAGUACUCAUCAAUCGCAUAGCACUAGCGGUAUCAAUAGUACUGAGGUUACUACUAUGGCUGAAUCUUCAUCAUCUAAUAUUGAAGAAUCUGACCUUAUUCCUGAAGAAGAAGGUGAUGAUAAAGAAUCUGUUGAUAAUAUUUCAGCUUUCUGGAAUAUUAUGAUAUGA
Molecule: messenger RNA, 429 nt
Organism: Funneliformis mosseae
Lineage: Eukaryota; Fungi; Glomeromycota; Glomeromycetes; Glomerales; Glomeraceae
Source: the annotation of a GenBank genome assembly